Ixodes scapularis (black-legged tick) is the source of this 900-nucleotide messenger RNA. Its product is annotated as cytochrome P450 2U1. Lineage: Eukaryota; Metazoa; Arthropoda; Arachnida; Ixodida; Ixodidae. The transcript is spliced from 5 exons. The coding region runs from base 16 to 900 and encodes 294 amino acids. The record is from RefSeq and is a predicted model, not a curated record. Gene Ontology annotation, molecular function: monooxygenase activity; oxidoreductase activity, acting on paired donors, with incorporation or reduction of molecular oxygen; heme binding.
GUAAAAACCCACAUCAUGAACUUUAUGCGCGUACUUGCCGUUAACUCCCUGGUAGACUUCUAUCCGGUGUGGCUCCGCACAGUCAUGGCCUGCGUACCAUUCACGGAAGUAGCAAAGAUACGAAAAAAACUGGCUUUUGCUCGCAAAUUUAUCAGUGCUCGGGUUAUGGAACACCGCGAUACCUUGGAAGAGGACACGACUCGCGAUUUCAUUGACGGAUAUCUCAAGCAAAUGAUGGACCAAAAGGACAACCCUAAUUCGCAUUAUCGGGAAUGCCAUCUAAUAGGUUGCGCCCUGGAUUUCUUUGCGGCUGGUGUUGCUGGAGUACCCCUCGCGAUUCAUUGGCUGCUGCUCAUCUGCGCCCAGAACCCGUACAAAGUGCAGUCCAGGAUUCACGCUGAAAUCGACCGUGUUGUGGGUCGCGAAAGACAGCCCGCUUGGAAGGACCGACUGGAGAUGCCCUUCACCAUGGCAAGCAUCUGGGAGCUACUACGAUGGAGGAAGGAGGGUCUACUAGGCUUUCCCAGAGGAGUGAAAGAAGACAUACUUCUGGAGGGGUUUCUCAUUCCAAAGGGCACAGUGGUCCUUCCGAACACUACGGCGAUGAAUCGGAAUCCCUAUUACUGGAAACGACCGGAAGAAUACGAUCCCACCAGAUUUCUAACACCCGAUGGCACUGAACUCCUUGAAAAGCCAGAAUAUUUUAUACCGUUCUCAUUCGGUAAACGAAUGUGUCCCGGGGAGUCACUGGCCACAGUCCAGCUAUUCCUGUACGCGACCUGUCUGAUGCAAAAGUACUGCGUCCAGCCCGAAGAAGGCCGACAGCUUCCCUGCCUCGAUCCUCUCGUUACAGAUGGAAAUGACCCUGCCGUUCAGAAGUUGCGCUUUAUCCCUCGAUAA